UCUGAUACUUGGGCCUUACAAGAGGAAUCAUGACUGGAUGUGUACAAAGCUUUUUUCUCCUGGUGGCUGCCAUCCUUUCCUAUGCUGAGGAUACCUGCCCAGAUGUGAAAAUCAUUGGGGUAGGAGCUUCAGACAAGCUGACUAUUCUGCAAGGAUGUCCUGGAAUCCCAGGAGUACCAGGAUUACAAGGACCUACUGGACCUGCAGGAACUAAAGGAGAGAAGGGAUCACCUGGGAUUCCUGGUAAGAUGGGACCCACUGGGAUAAAAGGAGAAAUGGGAAAGCCAGGAAAUAAUGGACAAAAAGGUGACAAGGGAGACCAAGGUAUUCCAGCACCAGGAACUGCACAAAACUGUAAGGAAUGGCUUGAUCAGGGAGGUACCAUCAGUGGCUGGUACACUAUAUACACCCCUAAUGGGCUUCCUCUGCCUGUGCUCUGUGAUAUGGAAACUGAUGGAGGAGGAUGGAUAGUAUUUCAGAGACGCAAGGACGGUUCUGUCGAUUUUUUCAGUGGUUGGAAUUCUUACAAGAAAGGUUUUGGCCAUCAAGAUGGCGAGUUUUGGUUGGGGAAUGAGAAUCUCCAUCUCCUUACAGCCACAGGGAAUUUCCAGCUUCGAAUUGAUCUGACUGAUUUUGAUGACAAACACACACACGCCACAUACAGCAACUUCCAUAUCGAUGGGGAGUCUCAGAGCUACACCCUGAGUCUGGGGAGUUUCACAGGAGGAGAUGCAGGUGACUCCUUGUCUGGUCACAAAAAUAAAGGAUUCAGUACAAAGGACAGAGACAAUGACUCUCACGCCACUGCCAGCUGCUCAAACAUGUACCAAGGAGCCUGGUGGUACAACAGCUGCCAUUUUUCCAACCUGAAUGGACUUUACCUGCGUGGUAACCACACUAGCUACGCCAAUGGUGUUAACUGGAGCACAGGCAGGGGGUAUCAUCACUCAUACAAAGUGUCCACAAUGAAGUUUCGCCCACAGCCUUAACCGGGGAAAUAGCAAUGAUUGUGGGACCAAUUUAAGGGCAAUUGUUCGCCUGGAAAACUUCAGCUUCAGUCAGCCACAGAUAUAUUUGUUAAAUUAUUUACAGUAUUUAAAAAAAUAUUUAAGCACAGGACUGUACCAUCUAGGCUCUUAGGACAUGAGAAGCUCCAGCAGCCUUAUCUAUUAGGGCUAAAGCCAUUUGGUAAGUGGAGGGAGAACAGCCCAAGUAGGGCUAAAGGAGGGGUGGUUUCUACUAAAGCUAAUUCCAAAGGAUCCAGCCUUGAAUUAAAAUAUUCCUAAUGUUUGAAACUGGAACACAAAUGCCUGUCAUUAUGAUAGUGUUUAUAUGAUACCAUAUAACCCUAAUACACUAGUUAUUAAUAAACUUUUUUUCAAAGACCAA
Xenopus laevis (African clawed frog) is the source of this 1389-nucleotide messenger RNA. Its product is annotated as ficolin-1-B-like. The record is from RefSeq and is a predicted model, not a curated record. The coding region runs from base 30 to 989 and encodes 319 amino acids. The transcript has 9 exons. Lineage: Eukaryota; Metazoa; Chordata; Amphibia; Anura; Pipidae.